Molecule: messenger RNA, 4581 nt
Organism: Pogonomyrmex barbatus (red harvester ant)
Lineage: Eukaryota; Metazoa; Arthropoda; Insecta; Hymenoptera; Formicidae
Cellular component (GO): plasma membrane
Molecular function (GO): protein binding
Source: RefSeq, a predicted model, not a curated record
GAGACCGUAUAUACGCGGUAACGGCUCAGUACGUACCGCGACGUGGACGCGUCCGUACCGCGCACUCUCGGGUCCUGACUCCACUCUUAACUGGGUCAACCCCUCGAGCGGGAUCCCUCUGUGCAUUAGCCCUACGAGGGAGAGACCUCGGCAGUAGUAGCGCGCCCGCGGCCAAAGAGCACUGCCGAAAGAGCAACUGUACGUCGCAUGGGGGAGAACUAGGAGGUCGAAUGGUGUGAGCGUGACCGGAAUAAAACAGCGAGAGAACAUUGACAGCAAGAAUUAAAAGGUGCGCGAACAGUGGCGCGUCUCGAGGGCGACCCUCGAUAUUCCGUUAAUAGAUAGUAAAGGAUAAUGCACGGUGAUAAAGGAUAACUCCGCGGGUUCCCUGGGAUAAUACUCCUGCGGAAGGUUUUCUCGAUUUUUGCGGAAAUUCUGCGACGCGAUAAAACUAACAAGAUGAUGGUCCGUGAGAUAAUUGAGAGACUCUUGAAGGUUUUAGUGCGUUUCUCAUAUCCUUAAAAAUCGCAAACGCGAAGAAAUUUGUGAGGAUAUUUAUUUUGGACGAACACUGCCGGUCCUUCGAACCGUUUGACGUGCCUGCAUUAAUUUCGUGAGUUUUAGUGAUAUGCUCGGGAUUAACAGCGAAAUUUUAAGUGCGAUACCGUCGAUUAAUUCUAUCGUGGGACAUCAUGGAUCAUUGAGAAUUAUUGAAGGAAGUGUCGUGAAACUCGUGAUUUGCGUUGUUCACCUUUCAUGUCAAAAAUAAUACGCCGCGUAGAAGUGUCACGAAAUUCCUUCUCGGACAUCAUCGAUAUCAGUGCAACAAAGAAUAAAUCAUAAAACGAGCAUCGAGGGAAGGUGCGAUCAUCACUCGGCAUGAAGGACAUGCAUUGGCUCGUUUGCACCUGCAUCCUCACGGCAACGACGGUGCUUUCUUGCCGGCAGAGUGAAUUUCAGUGCGCCAACGGGCACUGCGUCGCCCUCAACAAAGUCUGCAACGUUGUCGACGAUUGCGGAGAUGGGAGCGACGAGACGCGUCCAUGCUCGCCUUGCAAUAAAACGUACUAUGGCGACGUGGGGAAGACGUACGAUCUGGAACUGCAUCGACCGAAGGAAGAUAAGGUGCCUUACAUUUGCAAGCUCACCUUUAAUGCGCCAGGUGACGAUUUCGGUGAUAUUGUGCAGCUGACCUUCGACAGCUUUACUCUAGGAAAAUUCGUAUCGUUCACCGCGGAGGGAUGUCCCGAUGGCUCCUUGCAAAUCUCGGAGGCGCAGCGUCCCGACGUCGGCGGUCUGUGGUGUGGCACGUCCUGGGGACCGGCGAUCUACUACAGCGAAACACCUAGCGUCUCGAUCAUCCUCAAGCUGCUCAGGCUCAGCAAAGAUCAGACGGGAUUCAACUUCGACUUUAGAAUGGCGUACAAGAUGAUCAGGAAAUCCGACGCGGUGGUGCGCUACGGAAAUCCUUUCGUCGGAAUAACGCAGGUCAUCGGGACGCCGGCGUCGACCGAGCGCACGUCCGCCGAGUACGCGAACACGUCGAUGGCGAUGCCGGUGCAAAUGGUCGAGCAACACGUGCCACCACCUACGAAACCGAGCUCCGAGCAGUUCUUGGGAGACCUAAUAUCCGGGACUUAUUGCUCCCGUAUAUUCACCGACUGCGACCGGAAGAACUGCAGAUUGCAAUCGCCUAACUUUCCCGGUCUCUAUCCCCGUAAUCUCACCUGCUAUUACGCGGUGAGACAGCACGAGGUGCCGGCAGGCAAGCACGCUUUAAUACACGUAAAACAGCCCCGGGGCCAAUUGGUAGCCGUAAGGGCGCGACCAGCUACUCAGGCCGAGCCGCCACCCCGGGAACUACGUCUCUGGCAAGAUUGCGACGUCGUUCAGGAUUACGUAACAGUGUAUGACGGAUAUACCACCAGGGAGCCUGUGAUCCUAAAAUUUUGUGGCGGCGGGGAGCCAGUACCGGAGGCCAUCAGCAGCGGCCCGGAGAUUCUCGUGGAGUUUACUACCUCUCCUUAUGGCACCUUCUUACAUCCGACGCCGCCCCAUUCUCUACAUGGGUUUCAAUUAGAAGUGCAAGUCACGUUCGUGGACGCCGAAUCACCGACCUACGCCAAGAAUAAGCGUUGCGAGUUCUGGCUGAGGGGCACCGGCGGCGGCGUCCUGGCGUCGCCCCGUCACUCACUGCCGAGGAACAGCACCUGCCUGUACCAUCUUCGUGGCGCCGGGCCCGCCCUGCCGAGUCCGACACCACCGCGACCGUUACCAAAGUUUCCGGAACAGAGACCCGGUACCGUUUGGAGGAGACCGGCCCCGAGACCGCCUCAGCCGCAAUUCCGCGUCUGGUUGUCCAUUCUCAAAUUCCACGUGGGCACCAGUCUGUCCAGCACGGACGAGGAUUGCUCGACUACGCUCAUGGUUUGGGACGGUGAGAUGAUGCCGUUGUCGGAAUGUAAUGAUGUUGCUUGUGAGAAAGAACGUCAACGUUACGCUGAGAGGAUGGGCGAUCCGAUUCAACCCGUUCUUGCGCGUCCCGCGAGCAAUACCACGUUGCUAGCAAGAUAUUGCAAGGACAAAGUACCGAGAACUUGCGAUCAUGCUAUCCUGCAGAACACCAGUCGUCCGUGUUCUUUGGGGGAAAGUUUUGUCUCUUCUGGCAGCAGUUUAACUAUAGAAAUGCGCAUGAUCGAAUCGACAGCGCUUAGACCCGUAAAUUUUCGCGCUCUGUACGAAUUCGUCGAUCUUCAUCAGGACGGCGAUCCCUACGGCAGUGGACCGUGUUCUCGCAUUUUCUACAGUCGGAAUCGAGACCAUUAUCCAGAUCGUAAAUUCCAAGGACCGCGCGACAUAUUCCUGUACGGUCGUGGAGGAUCAAAGAACAUAAGCUGCGUGUACCGCUUCGAAGGAGAACACGACGAGGUGGUGAAGCUGAGGUUCAACAAGCUCCUCAAUGGGAAUCGCACCUGCCGCAGCGUUAGCAACUCCGAUUUCAAUAGGCUGCUCUGCGUCGACUCCGAGAACUUCUCGGUUAAGGUGCUCGAUUUACCCUGGCCAAAUGCGUCGCCCAUCCAACGAGAUUGUCUCUGCUCGAAUCGAUCACUACCCAUCAAUAUCAAAUCUACCUCUAAUAUCGCUGAGGUACAUUUCACCGUUCUAUCUAUGGACGCCUUGGAUGAUUACAACAAUCUCUUCUUCGAGGGCACCUGGGACUUCGUCAAGACGGUGCCUUGCAUGCAGAAGCGCAGAGUCAGGGGGCCGUCUGGUGAAAUUAAGUAUACGCCGCCGAUCGACGAUGACGAGAAAAACUGUGAGAACCAACCGUGGCUGAUCGAUCCUGGUCCGGGACAGUACCUGUACGUGAAAAUGCGCGGUAUAAUUGUAUCAAAUAGCACAAAGUGCGCGACCAAAAAUCGCAUCAUCGUGCACACGGGCGGCGCGAUUCACGUGUCGGUAUGUCCAAAACCACCUGCCGAUUUGAGGCACCAUGUGGUGGAGGUGUUCAGCGACGGUUGGGCCGUCAGCAGCAACGCGAUGAUCCUCGCACCGGGACAGGAUCCGAUCAGGACCAUCGCCGUGGAGUUCAUAAUAAAAGAACCAGCUACCUACACGGUCACCUGGCUCGAACUCACCAGAAGACCGUCGGUGACGUCAACGGCGGGCCUGCAAAUGUCGCGGGACUGCGAGCAACGGUGCCCGGAGCUGGACGCCUGCAUAAACGCCUCGCUGUGGUGCGACGGUGUGUCCCACUGUCCGUCCGGCUACGACGAGGCCCUGACGCACUGCUCGGUGCUGCUGCAGUUGCCGCCGUUGCAAUUGGCCCUGGGCGCGCUCGUGCUGAUCACCGUCCUCGGCGUGAUAUUCUUCAUCGUCUGGCGGGCCUGCCGGCGGCGCGGCCGCCGCUCGAUAUCCCAGCACCGCCUGAAGAGCAUCUCCUCCGAGACGGCGAUAAUCGACGGCAAGGAAGUGAUAUGCUGACACAGCGACAGUUCUGUGCGUUACGUCGAGGUCGACCGGGUCACCACUGUGUGACGAUCGCCGUCGUCCACGUCGUCGUCGGUCCGGCUUCUUCCGGCGGUUCUCUACGGACUAGCGGUCAGACUAGUAUUCUGCUCGGCCCCGCACUCCUCCUGAAGAAGUCGCCGGGCCGGCCGCCGCUGGAGGAUCCGCGGAACUGCCUCCGCGUAACGCGCAGAACUGUCGCGUGCAAGAGAUUCGGACGUUAGAUGGAGAGAGAUCGGAGUUCAGCUAUGGAUCGCGGGAAAAUCGCGUUCGAUGCUCGAUGACUCGGGCGAAGUGAGAGAACGCCUUUCUUGCCGAACGAACGGACGCUUUUUUCGUUUCCGAUUGUUCCGGGUUCCAGAGGCGGGAUGGGUCUGGGUUUUAAAAUUCAGGGAAUAAUGACGGGUGAGUUGAAGUUGAGAGUCGGGCGAUCUGAUUACAGGGGACGUCGUGAAUUGUAAAGCAGCGACUGGAACGUGGUUAGGAUUAUAAGCUCGGUGGUGUCUACGUCGAGCACGCGCGUCGGUACGCAACAGCGUAAAGUAAACUAACGCGUAACGGCGGAUUAAAUCC